This is a messenger RNA of Hylaeus volcanicus, 1151 nucleotides long. It is a transcript of the gene scu, whose product is annotated as 3-hydroxyacyl-CoA dehydrogenase type-2. Lineage: Eukaryota; Metazoa; Arthropoda; Insecta; Hymenoptera; Colletidae. The coding region runs from base 243 to 1010 and encodes 255 amino acids. Gene Ontology annotation, molecular function: estradiol 17-beta-dehydrogenase [NAD(P)+] activity. Gene Ontology annotation, biological process: androgen metabolic process; estrogen metabolic process; fatty acid metabolic process. The record is from RefSeq and is a predicted model, not a curated record. Gene Ontology annotation, cellular component: mitochondrion. The transcript is spliced from 3 exons.
UAAACAUUUUUAAAGACUUAGGGAAUGCCUACACAGUCCAAAGUUCCUUAUCGAUAAGUUAGUUCUCGUAUGCGGUUCUUGUUGAGUCACAUUCCCUUGCUUGGCUUACAUUCUGUCCAUUUUGAUCAAAGUACUGCUGCACGCUGUACUUCAUAACCAAUAAAGGUUUCGUUUUAUAUUACUCUUCGAGCAAUUACUUUUAUUUCGUGCAUUUCUCUCUCGAUAUCCUCAAAUUAUUAAAAAUGAUGAAGGGAUUGGUUGCUCUUGUAACUGGAGGUGCCUCUGGACUAGGACUUGGAACUGCACAAAGGUUUGUCAAAGAAGGUGCCAAAGUAGUUAUCGCUGAUUUACCUACUUCAAAAGGGAAUGUUGUUGCUAACGAACUAGGACAGUCAGCCAUGUUUGUACCGAUGGAUGUAACGUCGGAGAGCGAUGUAACGAAUGCAUUGGAAUUAACGAAGAAAAACUUUGGUAAAUUAAAUGUCUUGGUGAAUGCAGCAGGUGUAGCUUGUGCGUAUAAGGCGUAUAACUUUGGCAAACAGCGUCCACACUUGCUCGAAGACUUUCAGAGAGUACUGAAUGUAAAUACUGUCGGAACAUUUAACGUUAUCAGAUUAGCUGCGGGGGUUAUGUAUGAGAACACACCAAACGAGGAUGGACAACGUGGAGUAGUAAUUAACACAGCAAGUGUCGCAGCUUACGAUGGACAAAUGGGUCAGGCAGCAUACGCUGCUAGCAAGGGUGGGAUCGUCGCUAUGACUUUACCGCUUGCCCGCGACUUUUCUAAAGUUGGUAUUCGCGUUGUUACAAUCGCGCCUGGAUUAUUCGACACACCUUUGUUGCAAUCAUUGCCAGACAAGGUGAAAUCAUUUUUACAAAAAACGGUUCCAUUCCCGCAAAGAUUGGGCAAGCCAGACGAAUAUGCACAGCUGGCGCAACACAUCGUCGAAAAUCCUCUUCUGAACGGAGAAGUUAUAAGAUUAGACGGUGCUCUCAGAAUGCAACCUUGAAUCCACACGAACAUUUACUAAUCACAUGAACAUGGAAACCGGAGAAAGGGAUUUGUAAUGCAUGGAAAAAGUUUAUAAGAAAAAUAUAAAAAGGCAUAAAAAUGUAUGAAAGAUGAAUAAAAAACGAUAACCUUGUUAGUA